This is a messenger RNA of Cyprinus carpio (common carp), 616 nucleotides long. Its product is annotated as sperm-tail PG-rich repeat-containing protein 2-like. Lineage: Eukaryota; Metazoa; Chordata; Actinopteri; Cypriniformes; Cyprinidae. The transcript is spliced from 4 exons. The record is from RefSeq and is a predicted model, not a curated record. Bases 1 to 543 code for a protein of 180 amino acids.
AUGAACUACUACACUGUAAAAACACUAGUUAGUAGAACUCCAGUAAUAACUAAUCGCCUUACUCAUGCAUGUCUUUUGCCCGGUGCCUACAAUGUGUUUGAGUAUGGCCUGGCUUAUGAGAGUUUGAAGAACGCCUGUCUGGAGAGGACAAGGAAGGGCGCCUUCGGCUCUAUUGCACCAUGCCGGCUUUUCCUCCCCAGCAAAAAGGAAAUCAGCCGCCCGGGGCCGACUCAGUACAAGGUGGAGAAAACAACUGAAGCGUUAUAUAAGAAACAGGGUACAGCUGCUUUUAAAUCUGCCACUGACAGACUUGUGGGUUCACUGUUCGCCAAAGAUACACCUCUGCCAGGCUCAUAUAACAUGAGCGAAUCGUUUGAGAAGAUACACGGCCUCCAUCACUACAGCGAGCCGCGGAGCAAGAAAGCACGCAAGCUACAGAGCUGCUUCCUGUCUGCCGCCCCCAGAAACCCCGCCUUCCUCCACUAUGACCCUGAAACCCCAGGUGACCAAAGCUUCGACAGUUAUUUAAGGAAUAUACGCUGACUUAAUCUUUAUGGCAUUUGUGGCCUGCUGUUAAACAGGAAAUCUUCCUUCAGAAGUCUAUGGGGUUAAACAU